AAAAGCUGUCCCCUCUUCCCUUCCCCCACCACCUUCGCUCUUUUUUGGAGGGGGAGGGGAAGGGGCUGCCGUUGGGGGGCUUGUUUAUUGGGCAGCCUGUUUCUUUUGGAGCAGAUGAAGGAAAUUGUGUGUGUGUGUGUGUGUGUGUGUGUGUGUGUGUGUGUGUGUGUGUGUGUGUGUGUGUGUUCGGAAGGGGCGGCUUUGGCUUAGCCUGACCGAGGCAGGCAGGCAGGCAGGCAGGCAGGCAGGCAGGCAGGCAUUAGGUCUGGGACCUGGGAAUCUCUAGGAAGGUAAUGCACAUUUACAUGGGAUUACGCAAGGGUAUGCUAGAAGGGCAAGGUUCUCUCCCAAAUCAAUAGCCCUUGGGGUGAGGUUGAAGCUUACCCAGGGAUUGCAGUGCCCUGGGGCUUGGGAGAAAAGUCACUGUAGGGCAGGGGUUAGCUUCCCCCCCCCCCCAAACCAGCUAUUUCCUAAGGAGGGAACCCAGCCCGGGUGAGCUUUGCUUGGAAUCUGGGGACACUGAGAGUAUGACUAGCUUUUUUUUUUUUUUUUUUGCAGGGGUUGGGGGUGGGUUCGUGGUGUGUCAUACAUAGGGUGUCCAAGAAGACUUCAGGAGGGACUGCUGGUCCGGGGUUCUUGCCGGGCAACUUUCCCGGGGAUGCUGUGGGCAGUGCUGGGGGGUCACUGGGUAAGGGAUGGAUGGGCACCUGUGAGGGUUUGGCGGCAGCGGCAGCGGUGGGGUUAAUGUGCUUGGAAAGGGAUUGCUUUGCACCAUUUGUGUUGCAGGGUGUAGUUAGAGAGAGAGCCCGGGUCUGCAUUAAAAUAGGAUGCCUUUGGGAGGAUGUUGGCUCCCAGUCCGGUCUUGAGAGAAGCUCCAUGCCCGCGCAGAUGGAAGGGACUCUCGGGCUACUCCAACGCCCUCUCUGAGUUCUCCCUAGCCUCUUGUGAAUUGCUGGCUGGUCGUGCCUCCCUUCCCCGGCUGCUCCACAGUCCCUCACAAAUGGGAACGUGUAGGGACAGCUUCAGAAAUUCAAGCGGAGGCUUUUGCAUCUGCUUCCCUAUCACCCUGGGUCAUCAAUUUUCAAACUCCAAGCAGGGCUGUCACCAGGCACCAAGGAGGAGCCUGCUGGCUUUCCCCUGCUUGUUACGUAAAAGACCCAGCAGUCCCUUCAUCCGCUUGGGAGCCGGGGACUUCUCUGUUUGAUGUGGAUGGAGUAGAAGCUCUGUGUGUGGGGCUCGCUCUGUCCCCUCCUGAUCUGAUUUCCCUACUGUCACUUCCCCACCCCCAAGCCCCCACCCAGCCCGAAAACUGCGGGCUUUUCUCUGCUGCUGCCUGUUACUUCCCCUGACUUAAUGAAAUGGGAACUUUGGGCCAUCUCAGGAGCCUGGAAGAGUCAGGAGCCAAUCCCUAGCCUGCCUUCUGGAAGGUGCCAGGAAGGGGCCAUGACCAUGUAGACGCCAGCUCUGGGGAGUAUCAGCAUGGGCAGCGCUGAAUGGGGAUGCCUGGGUCUGCAGUCUUGAGACCCUCCACCACCAACCUUCAAACUGGGAUCCCUGCCUGUCGAGGUGUUCCUUUCCGAGCUUGCCACAGCCUAUGCCACACUGGCCCAUCUCCAUUUUCUCCCUUGGAAUUGGAGCCGACUGCUCAGAGUUGCUAAAGUUGCUUCCUUCCAGAAAGCCGUAUAGACCUAUAGUUCUAAUUGGGAACCUGCUUCUUUCUUCCCUUCCCCUAAAAUAAAUAGAUAAGUAAAUAAUAAUAAUAAUAACCCUUGGAUCUGCCCAAAGUAGAGCAGGAACCUCAGCAAAAAUGGGAGACAUGACCAACAGCGAUUUUUAUUCCAAGAACCAAAGAAAUGAGGCCAACCAUGCAGGCGAAUUUGGAUGUACGAUGGAGGAGCUCCGCUCCCUCAUGGAACUUCGGGGGACAGAGGCCGUGGUCAAAAUCAAGGAGACCUAUGGGGACACUGAAGGGAUCUGUCGGCGUUUGAAGACUUCGCCUGUGGAAGGAUUGCCAGGAACUGCUCCAGACCUAGAAAAAAGAAAGCAGAUUUUUGGGCAAAACUUUAUACCUCCAAAGAAGCCAAAAACGUUCUUGCAGCUAGUCUGGGAGGCGCUACAAGAUGUGACUCUCAUUAUCCUGGAAAUUGCAGCCAUUAUCUCUCUGGGGCUUUCAUUUUACCAUCCUCCUGGAGAGGGGAAUGAAGGGUGUGCAACAGCCCAGGCUGGGGCCGAAGAUGAAGGGGAGGCAGAAGCUGGUUGGAUUGAAGGGGCCGCCAUACUUCUAUCAGUUAUCUGUGUCGUACUUGUCACUGCCUUUAAUGACUGGAGCAAGGAGAAACAGUUCCGGGGUCUGCAGAGCCGAAUUGAACAGGAGCAGAAGUUUACUGUGGUCCGGGGAGCACAGGUGAUCCAGAUUCCUGUGGCAGAGAUCGUGGUUGGUGACAUUGCCCAGGUAAAAUACGGUGACCUACUUCCUGCUGAUGGGAUCUUUAUCCAAGGCAAUGACCUUAAGAUUGAUGAAAGCUCCCUAACAGGAGAAUCUGACCAGGUCCGCAAAUCGGUGGACAAGGACCCCAUGCUGCUUUCAGGGACUCAUGUGAUGGAGGGCUCUGGCAGGAUGUUGGUCACUGCUGUGGGAGUGAACUCUCAGACUGGCAUCAUCUUUACCUUGCUGGGAGCUGGUGGUGAAGAAGAAGAAAAGAAAGACAAGAAAGCCAAGCAGCAGGAUGGGGCAGCGGCCAUGGAGAUGCAGCCUCUGAAGAGUGCCGAAGGGGGAGAUGGGGAUGACAAGAAGAAGGCCAACAUGCACAAGAAGGAGAAGUCGGUCCUGCAAGGGAAACUCACCAAGCUGGCUGUGCAAAUAGGCAAGGCAGGCCUUGUGAUGUCUGCCAUUACUGUGAUCAUCCUGGUGCUCUACUUCACUGUGGACACCUUCGUGGUGAACAAGAAGCCUUGGAUGCCUGAGUGUACUCCAGUCUAUGUGCAAUACUUUGUCAAGUUCUUCAUUAUCGGGGUGACUGUGCUGGUGGUUGCUGUGCCUGAAGGGCUCCCCCUUGCUGUCACUAUCUCUUUGGCUUACUCUGUGAAGAAAAUGAUGAAGGACAACAAUCUUGUACGCCACUUGGACGCCUGUGAGACAAUGGGCAAUGCCACAGCUAUCUGCUCUGAUAAGACGGGGACACUGACCACCAACCGCAUGACUGUGGUGCAGGCAUACAUUGGGGAUGUCCACUACAAGGAGAUUCCAGAGGCCAGUGCCAUCAACUCCCAAACUCUGGAGCUGCUAGUGAAUGCCAUUGCCAUCAAUAGUGCUUACACCACGAAGAUUCUGCCACCAGAGAAGGAAGGCGCCCUGCCUCGACAGGUGGGCAACAAGACCGAGUGUGGCUUGCUGGGGUUUGUCCUGGACCUGAAGCAAGAUUAUGAACCCGUGAGGAGCCAGAUGCCUGAGGAGAAGCUGUACAAGGUGUAUACCUUUAAUUCAGUCAGGAAGUCCAUGAGCACAGUGAUCAAGAUGCCUGAUGAAAGCUUUCGCAUGUAUAGCAAAGGGGCAUCAGAGAUUGUCCUGAAAAAAUGCUGCAAAAUCCUCAGUGCAGCUGGUGAGGCCCGGGUUUUCCGACCUCGAGACCGAGAUGAGAUGGUAAAGAAGGUGAUUGAGCCCAUGGCUUGCGAUGGCCUCCGAACCAUCUGUGUAGCUUAUCGGGACUUCCCAAGUAGCCCUGAGCCUGACUGGGAAAAUGAGAAUGAUAUCCUCAAUGACCUGACCUGCAUCUGUGUGGUGGGCAUUGAAGACCCUGUGAGACCAGAGGUCCCAGAAGCCAUAAGGAAGUGCCAGCGAGCAGGAAUCACUGUCCGCAUGGUCACUGGGGACAAUAUCAACACUGCCCGGGCUAUUGCCAUCAAGUGUGGCAUCAUCCACCCUGGGGAAGACUUCCUCUGCCUCGAGGGGAAGGAGUUCAACCGGCGAAUCAGAAAUGAGAAGGGAGAGAUUGAGCAGGAACGAAUAGACAAGAUCUGGCCCAAACUACGGGUCCUCGCUCGCUCCUCCCCUACGGACAAACACACUCUGGUCAAAGGCAUUAUUGACAGUACUCACACGGAGCAGAGACAGGUCGUGGCUGUGACUGGGGAUGGGACCAAUGAUGGACCAGCCCUGAAGAAGGCAGAUGUUGGCUUUGCUAUGGGAAUCGCUGGUACUGAUGUUGCCAAGGAAGCUUCGGACAUCAUUCUGACAGAUGACAACUUCAGCAGCAUUGUCAAGGCAGUGAUGUGGGGCCGCAAUGUUUAUGACAGCAUCUCCAAGUUCCUGCAGUUCCAAUUAACCGUCAACGUGGUAGCUGUCAUUGUGGCUUUCACGGGUGCUUGCAUCACACAGGACUCUCCCCUAAAAGCUGUUCAGAUGUUGUGGGUGAAUCUCAUCAUGGACACCUUUGCCUCCCUGGCCCUGGCCACAGAGCCACCGACAGAGUCCCUUCUGCUGCGUAAGCCAUACGGCCGCAACAAGCCGCUUAUUUCCCGCACCAUGAUGAAGAACAUCCUAGGCCAUGCAGUCUACCAGCUCACACUCAUCUUUACCCUUCUCUUUGUUGGUGAGAAGAUGUUCAUGAUUGACAGUGGACGCAAUGCUCCUCUCCACUCUCCUCCCUCUGAGCAUUAUACCAUCAUUUUCAAUACCUUCGUCAUGAUGCAACUGUUCAAUGAAAUCAACGCUCGGAAAAUCCACGGGGAGCGCAAUGUGUUUGAUGGCAUCUUCAGGAACCCCAUCUUCUGCACAAUUGUAUUGGGCACCUUUGCCAUUCAGAUAGUCAUUGUGCAGUUCGGGGGGAAGCCAUUCAGCUGUUCUCCUCUUCAGCUUGACCAGUGGAUGUGGUGUAUAUUCAUUGGACUAGGAGAGCUUGUCUGGGGACAGGUCAUUGCUACCAUCCCAACUAGCAGGCUAAAAUUUCUGAAGGAAGCAGGACGGCUCACUCAAAAAGAGGAGAUCCCUGAAGAAGAACUCAAUGAGGACGUGGAGGAGAUUGACCACGCCGAGAGAGAACUCCGACGUGGACAGAUCCUGUGGUUCCGUGGCUUGAAUAGAAUCCAAACUCAGAUCCGUGUCGUGAAGGCAUUCCGUAGCUCUCUCUAUGAAGGUUUAGAAAAACCUGAAUCUAGAACCUCCAUCCAUAACUUCAUGACUCAUCCUGAAUUUAGGAUAGAAGACUCGCAGCCCCACAUCCCCCUCAUUGAUGACACCGACCUGGAAGAAGAUGCCGCUCUCAAGCAAAAUUCGAGCCCGCCGUCGUCCUUGAACAAGAACAACAGUGCGAUCGAUAGCGGGAUCAAUCUGACCACUGACACGAGCAAAUCAGCUACCUCUUCGAGCCCAGGGAGUCCUAUACACAGCCUGGAGACAUCGCUUUAGCGGGAAACAUUCACAUCUCAAAAAAAACAAAACAAAACAAAAACAAAACAAAAAUAUACAAAACAAAACACAAAAAAAACACAAAAAACAAACAACAAAAAAAAAACCAUCGCCACCACCAACUCAGAAAGAACCAACCCAGAAAACUCAACCAUGAAACAGCACCAAGAAAACACAAAUAAACAAAAUGGGAGAGAACUAGAUCUCCACCCAAUAGAACCUCUCUCUGGCUGAGAAGCUGUUUGAGCUCUUUGUCCCUUGGAGGCAAGUGACGGGAUCCCUGAUGGGGGUUCUUGGGAGUGAGCGAUUGCCCAAAUGUGCCCUUCCUCGCUCCCGCCCAAACACAGACCAAACCCACCCAACCACCUUCCUGCAUGGACGUACUGUACACUUCCGGUCCUUCUCUUGUUUAUUAUUUUUUUCCUUAGGCAGGAACUGAAAAAAAAAAAAAGACUCCUUUCUGAGGCUUAUUUAUCCAAUUCACUGGUCUGUGAGUUUUUUGAACUGCUUGUGUGGCAUGGUCUCAGUUGUAGAGAUUAAUUUAAAUAACUUUUUUGAAAUUUGCGGGAGCUUAACUUGCACAGUAGGGUUCUACCAAUGGGACAAAAGAACUUCAUAGACACUAAUGAGAUUAUGAUGUCCAUUUCUUUGUAUCUAUAUUAACGUAUACCUCAUCGAGAAUGUAUACGUCCAUAUAGAUAGGUAGAUAUAUAUGUAUAUCUAUAUACAUGGAUAUAUAAAGGUUUUUUUUUUUUUUUGCUGGCAUGUUGCCUUGUUUUUGCUUAAAUUGCUCUAUUUUAACUUAUUUAUGUCUUAAAAGAAGAAUGUAAUUUGUUUACAAACCUGUAGAUAAACGUCCUUCACUAUUUGUAGGGUUAAGAACACUUCCUGCUGAGAGAGUAUAAAGACUGCUCAGCUCAUCAGAUACUCCUCUCAGAUUGCAUCCUCGAUGUUUUACGACCGCUCGGCUCUGAUUUUUUGCCUGCUCUUUUUUGUUCAGUAAUGUAGCUCCUGCUGGUGAAUGACAAAAAGAAGCCAAAAUAUAACAUAUUGGAUGUAGGAAUGUGCUCCACAGACAUGGGGUCGUGGGACUGGAAGCUUGACUCUGUUGGGGGGGAAAAAAACCAACACCAUGUGCAACAAUCAGGUUUAUUUUUUGUAAAAAAUAAAUAAUAAAUAAAUCACUAAAUUGCUCAGCCCGGUUUCAGUAUGCCCCUCACCGGCCAGAGGCCACCUAGGGAGCCAUUAGAUGGAGAUGGCUUCUGUGGAAUAUUUUUUAUUUUAUUUUAUUUUUUGGGAAGACUCCUCUUUACGAAACUCCUUUGAGUUGAUUGAGAGCAUUUUAAAAAUAAGUUAUAUUUGGCUUUAUGUGGAGAUCGAGGUAGUGUUGAAAUAUUGUGAACUCUGUUGUGUUGAUUUUUUUUUCAGUUAGUCACUUAGAAAUCGAUUUUCUUAAUAAUUCUCAGCUUAAUGAGCUGUUGGCAUUUGGAAUGAAGAUCGCUCCAGCUUGCUAUUUUUCUUUCUUUUUUUUUCUUCUUUAAUUUUGAAAGAAGACUCUCCAUUUCUCCCCCCUGCACUCUUCAGAUCUGAAUGAACUUUAUGAUGUGUAUAUUGAAAAUGUACUCUGUGUGAUUUUUAAACCAAGCUUGUCUUCCUGUAAUCACAAUAUAAUACUGUAGCCAUUGAACAGUGUGUCCUGCCUUCCUGCAAGGGAAGCCAUUCUGAACGCCUACAGUAUCACAGGUGAGAAAAGUGUUUUGUAGUUCUUUUCUCCUCCCCCCCAACCCCCCCGAUGGUAUCAGCACUAAUUAAUCAAAUUAAUAUGAGCUUACUUAAUUGCUACGUCAGCCACUUGAAUGCUAAGCACUUUGUGGGCCACGGCUUUUUUUCAUAAAGAACUUUUGUAUUUAAUACAAAGUUUGCUUUGAGACUUUUCAGCACACAGCCUUUUUUCCAUAAACUUGUACAGUGCAAAAGACAUUUUGAAUACAUAACACGAUCGGUGAUGUCAGAUGUAUGGAGGAAAGCAUCUUCCGACUCACCUACGAAAUUAAUUUGUCCUGCUGACCCCACAUACCCCGCCAUCUGUCAGGCCCCUCUUCUGAGCCUAGAACCUGACGAAUCAGACAAAAUCUUCUCUGCAUCCUGGCCAAGAUGGAGCAUUCUCUUGGGCAGAUGGCCAGGGUUAGGUAGAGUCUUGCCCAGUCACUGCUGAUGGCACAGCAAUGUAUCUGGUCCACACUGGGCUCCCCUGUCUGGUCUAAACUUUCCUUUAAAAGGGGACGGUGCCUAGGACAGCAGGGCCUUUGAACCCCUUUCAUUCACAUUGAGAACAGGGUCCCCAUAUCAACUGUAAACAGACCGGCAAUGAAAACAUCACUGAAUAUUGCUGAAAAAGCAACGGUCACUUAGGGUUCUGUUUCCACAUUACAAAUGUGGACUCCAACCUUAAUCUUCAGGUUCUGGAGUUGGGUAGGGGAUCCUGUUCUCUACUCUAUGAGAACGGGGAAGGCAUUGUGUGGACUUGCACAUCUGUGAAAUGGGUCUGUUCUGGAACAUGAUUUAGUUUCUCUGUCUUAACUGCAAUGGGUUAUUUUACUUUACCAAAGCUCUUCCAACCCCCUUCUCUUUUCUCCAAUAAUGUUCGUGUUUACCCGGGAAGAGCUCUAAACCAUUAGGGAAUCAUUUUGUGGAUUUGGAUCUCACAUGUGGCACUGUUUCCUCUACCCAGUGGCUUCCUGUAAAUUGAGGUGCCCAUAACACACUGGGCUUCUCUCCAAGAGGAACCAGAAAUCUGGGGGCGGGGAAGUGGUAUUGGGGCAAGACCUGGGUAGGGAAGGGGCAGGAAUCUAUAAGAAAUUUUGUCAAAGUAAUAUCCAUUUUCAUAAAUACCUACAGUUCGGUCUUGCAUCUUGGUCUCUUUUCCCAUAUGGCCUUCUCUUGUUGGGAACAAUGGCUCCAGACAAAUGGCGCAUGGAGAUCAUGAUUGGUUGAUUGAAGCUUACCACAGUACAUACACCUCCUGCAUCCUGCCCUCCAUCCCUGGCUGCAUGGAGUUUGUGCUCAACAAUAAAUAAUACUCUGGUAUAUUUGGCCAUCCAUCCCAGUAGGGAGUAAUAAUUUAUGUCCAUUCAUCUGUUUUUAUGAAUUUUUUUAUCUAGACAAUUGUAAAUAAAGAACUCACCGUCUCUGUUCAUUUACUACUAUGCAACGGCUAUGCUUUCUCUUACUCUGGUUCAUCUGACUUCUAUGGUGUGGUCCUGGAAUGUUUGUGGUUCAAAACAAAACAAAACAAGAAGAGUAAGCUCUUUGAUAUUAAUUAUUUGCUCGUUUGGAACAGAAUGAUUCCAACUGGACUCUAAUUUCCUGCCUUUUCUCUGCCUUUCCCCCCACUAAUGAACUUUCUACACAGGUGCCCCAGGAGAAUACAGCAACCUAAAAACUGGUAGAAUCCACUCCCACAGUAGCAUGGACAGCCAUGGUCUAAAUGUGUCAUUUUUUUUGGACUACACCAUCUCUAACCCCGCCAUACACAUACUCUAUUCCCCAGUGUGAGUCUGAGAACAUAGAUCACAGACACUGAACUGUUAUUCUCUCCCAGGCUCCCAUGGAUACUUGAGGGAUAUGGCUGGAGCCCUCUGGGGGAAGCCCAUGGAGUUAGGGGAUCAUGGCCCCAAGCCGCAUCCCUGCUCCUCCCUGAAAUAGUUAGCUUGAGGGAGCCAUAUUUCAGCCACACCAUGCACCGAGUAGUGUGAUGUAGACCCAUGGGAUAUGGCCUCCCCAUACCCACAUAGCCUUCUCCAGCACAGUACUGAGUUCUACAGGGGAAUGACCCUAGGUUCAGGGUGAUAGAUAGGAUGUCAGGAAGCUGAGACGUGAUAGAGAAGGGUGAUUUUAUUUUAUUUUUUGGCUGUGGGUAGCUCCUUUGCUAUAUACCCCCAAAGAGUGCUCCCUGGCCUUCCCCUUCCCCUAUGGAAUGGGGAAGCUAAAAGACCGGACCCGGCUCCAUGAGGAUCAGGAAGGGCUCUACUGCUUCUUGGAUGGAAGCUCUGAUGUCCCUGUGGAGCAACCCCUUUCUCUGCCUUCCCUCCCACCCCCCAGGGAAAGACAUCAGGGGAAUCUGUUUCUUUCCUAUCCCUUAGCUGGGAGAUACCGAUGUCAGAAUGACUCCCCAUCCACAACCUCUGGUCUUCUGCAUAUCGCAGGGGGGACCAGGGACUUCUCCCUAGAGUCCCGUGCCCUUGGGUCUGCUUUCCUACAACAGAUGAGUGGUAAAUCUAUUCCAUCCUACAGCCAAGGACGUCCCCACCUAUUUCUCCCUGAAGGUGAUGGGAAGAAGCCUUGCUUCAGGCAGCAAAUUCCUGCCGGUGAAAAGUUUUGUCCUGGAACCCCCUCCCCCAAAUCACUAUAAACCCAAUAAGUAUUUGGCCCUUUCCUAUGUGUGCCUACCCCUUGUGUGUCUGUGUGCUCACCCUUUUCAGACUUCCCCUGAUUGUUCUAAGAAGUCUAAAAGCUGCUAACUUCCUCACUAGACCCCAUCAGCCACCCCAAACCCCACAGGGUGGGUCUACAGUGUGCUUUGUGUUCAAGCCUACCAUAUCCCUCUUGCUCCCGCCAUUUCCCUGCCAAGCCUCCAUCUAAGGAAUUGACCUGGCUUCAUUAAGGACCAGAGGACAGCAAUAGGCAAUGGGCCCCUUCCACUCACCAAGCCAAGAGUCACCAUCACUAAGCCCAGCUUCCAGCUCUCUUCCUGACUCCUCGAAGGGACAGUGGCUGCUCCCCAACAUGGGACCAGGCUGAUGUGAGCGCCUGAGAAUUUAAUGUCUGUUGUCUACCCCAAUGCCAUGGAAAUACCGUCUUCGCUACAGUUUCUGUAGUUUUGUAAUUACGUGGCUCUCUCUCUUUGACCUUUUGCUGGUCGCCACACUUUCAUAAAUAUUGUAUGUAUAUUUUUUAUAAUCAAUAGUGUAAAGUUCUCUAUACAGAUUCCAAUGAUCACAGACCAGUCUCAAAGAGCUGUCAAUGCUUCGUGGGAAACUUUGGAAAACAUUUGGUUUUGGAAAAAAAAAUGUGCUUACACUGUAAUAUCUUUUAUUUUUCUGUAUCCUCCUGCCUUGCUCAUUGUAACAGUGUGUUCGUCCGCCUUUUCAACACUAUCCGAAGCAAUAAUAAUAAAUGCACAAGUGGAAACGCA
Molecule: messenger RNA, 10598 nt
Organism: Monodelphis domestica (gray short-tailed opossum)
Lineage: Eukaryota; Metazoa; Chordata; Mammalia; Didelphimorphia; Didelphidae
Gene: ATP2B2
Product: ATPase plasma membrane Ca2+ transporting 2
Biological process (GO): calcium ion transmembrane transport; regulation of cytosolic calcium ion concentration
Cellular component (GO): postsynaptic density membrane; intracellular membrane-bounded organelle; plasma membrane
Molecular function (GO): P-type calcium transporter activity; ATP hydrolysis activity; PDZ domain binding
Source: RefSeq, a predicted model, not a curated record